AUCUUAAUUAAUUGUGUUCAUCAAAAGUGGAGUUGUUAACAUAAUUUGGAGGCAAAUUAAAGAGCUUCAAGAGGUGUGUCUUUGUAGUUUUGUUAAUCAUGAGUUCAUCAAGUAACAACAGAGAAUAUGCUAACGAAAUUGAGAAAGCACGACGAGACCUUCGAGCCCUUAUCUCGGCCAAAAAUUGUGCUCCUAUCAUGCUUCGUUUAGCGUGGCAUGAUGCUGGAACAUAUGAUGCUAAAACAAAGAGUGGAGGUCCUAAUGGCUCUAUAAGGCUACCUGAAGAGUUAAAUCAUAAAGCAAACACUGGUUUGAAAUUUGCAGUUGAUCUUUGUGAGCAAGUGAAGUCCAAACAUCCAAUAAUCACAUAUGCAGACUUAUACCAGCUUGCUGGUGUUGUUGCUGUUGAAAUAACUGGAGGUCCAACUAUCGACUUUGUCUACGGUAGAAAGGAUUCAAAUAAACCAGUAGAAGAAGGGCGCCUUCCAGAUGCCACUCAAGGUGCAUCACAUUUAAGGGAUGUAUUUUAUCGAAUGUGUUUAAAUGAUAAGGACAUUGUAGUACUUUCUGGUGGCCAUACAUUGGGAAAGGCACAUUUAGAAAGAUCAGGCUUUGAGGGAGCAUGGACAAAAGACCCUUUGAAGUUCGAUAACUCAUACUUCAAACAACUUUUAGAUAGAAAUUCGAAAGGACUCUUGAAACUUCCUACUGAUAAGGUUUUAGUCGAGGAUCUUGAAUUUCGCCGAUAUGUGGAACAUUAUGCAAAGAAUGAGGAUGCAUUCUUUGAAGACUAUGCUGCAUCACAUAAGAAGCUAUCAGAGUUGGGAUUCAAACAAAGUGGUGGAAUUAAUGUAAAAACAAUUGGAGUUGCCUUAGUUGUUUCAAUUGGUGUUGCCUUAAUUGCCACUCUACUCCAUAAGGGACAAUACCAUAUUACCCAUUAAAAAAUACCAACAAAAUCUUUACAUUUGUAGUACUAUGUAUAAUUCGUGCUUAAACAUGUAAAUUGUAUUGUAAUAAGUGUAUAUAAAAAGAAUAAAGAUUAUACUUUUAUAUUUGUGCUCUUAACUAUAUGUUUUU
Messenger RNA from Cannabis sativa, 1080 nucleotides. RefSeq names its product probable L-ascorbate peroxidase 3, peroxisomal. Gene Ontology annotation, molecular function: peroxidase activity; heme binding. Gene Ontology annotation, biological process: cellular response to oxidative stress; hydrogen peroxide catabolic process; response to reactive oxygen species. The record is from RefSeq and is a predicted model, not a curated record. The coding region runs from base 99 to 944 and encodes 281 amino acids. Lineage: Eukaryota; Viridiplantae; Streptophyta; Magnoliopsida; Rosales; Cannabaceae. The transcript is spliced from 9 exons.